AUGAUGUCUUCGACGCACGUUUAUACGCACCCCCAAUACAACCCACAAGGCGACUCCAGCUGGAUGCACCAGCAGGCUUCGCACCACCAGCAGAGCCAUGUGUCUGUUGCUCAACAACAACAACAACAACAACAGCAGCAGCAGCAGCAACAGCAGCAGCAGCAGCAACAGCAGCAACAGCAGCAACAACAACAGGCUCAGCAACAACAAUCGCAUUUCAACCGCAUGGCUGGUAAUCAUUCUGCUGGCGGCGCUGGUGGCAAUAUGGGAGGUGCUCAUGCCCAGGAUUCCGGCCACGAGAACAUCUCGGAAGAUAAUCGGCGCACGAUGGCGUACAUCGCCGAUUUAUUAAACGAGAACACGAGGGAGGCAGCUUUACUAGAGCUGAGCAAGAAGAGAGAACAGGUGCCUGAACUAGCUCUCAUUUUGUGGCACUCAUUCGCACAUAUCCCUCUGUUCUUGUACCCAUUUCUAAAUACGACGUCCAAGUCCCGACCGUUUGAAUAUCUGCGACUAACUUCCCUGGGUGUUAUCGGUGCCUUGGUGAAGAACGACUCUUCGGACGUUAUCAAUUUUCUCCUCACUACGGAGAUUAUUCCUCUGUGCCUUCGGAUCAUGGAGACUGGCUCAGAGCUUAGUAAGACUGUUGCCAUUUUUAUUGUUCAGAAGAUUCUGCUGGACGAUAACGGCCUCAAUUAUAUCUGCGCCACCUAUGAGCGCUUCUAUGCUGUAGGCACUGUGCUGAGCAACAUGGUCGCUCAGCUUGUCGAGUCCCAGACUCAGCGGCUCCUCAAGCACGUCGUUCGAUGCUUCCUUAGACUGAGCGACAACGCCCGAGCUCGUGAAGCUCUUCGCCAAUGCCUACCAGAACCCCUGCGAGAUGCUACCUUCUCGUCUGUUUUAAGAGACGACGCUGCGACGAAGAGAUGCCUUGCUCAGCUCCUUAUCAAUUUGUCUGAUAACGUCGUGGACAACUCGCAAGGCGUUUCCAACAUGUGA
Messenger RNA from Metarhizium acridum CQMa 102, 999 nucleotides. Lineage: Eukaryota; Fungi; Ascomycota; Sordariomycetes; Hypocreales; Clavicipitaceae. The record is from RefSeq and is a predicted model, not a curated record.